AUGGCAGAGAAGACCCUUGACCCCACCUGUGUCUCCAUUGCCCUGGAGGACUCGGUCUGCAACGCUAGCUCACAGGAUGGCUCCUUCCUGACCACCCACCUGAAGAAGGUGGAGAACCACAUCACGGAUGCUCAGAGGUUCUCCCAUUUGCCCAAGCGGUCAGCUGUGGACCUUGAGUUCACUGACCUGUCGUAUUCGGUCCGGGAAGGCUCCUGGUGGCGGAAAAGAGUCAUUGAGGUGGCCUCAGGGGAAUACGGCGAUCUCAACCCACUCCUCUUCCAAGCCGUCCAGAAUGGGCUCUGCACCAUGGAGGAGAAGAAGGGCAGCCCAGAGAAGAUGGAUUCCUUGGUGCCGGGACCUUGUGUGGCGGAUUUGGAUCAUAUCGAGAGCCAUACCUUUGCAACUAGUACCCUGACUCAAUUUUGCAUCCUUUUCAAGAGGAGCUAUAUUUCCAUCCUAAGAGACACGCUCCUCACCCACCUGAGGUUCAUGUCUCACAUCUGCACGGGGGUGUUGAUCGGCCUCCUCUACCUACACAUCGGCAACGAUGCCACCAAGGUCUUCAACAACACCGGCUUCCUGUUCGUCUCCAUGCUCUUCCUCAUGUUUGCUGCUCUGAUGCCCACCAUUCUGACCUUCCCUCUGGAGAUGUCCGUCUUUCUGCGAGAACAUCUCAACUACUGGUACAGUCUAAAGGCCUACUUUCUGGCUAAAACUGUAGCAGAUGUUCCUUUUCAGAUCAUCUGUCCCAUCACCUACUGUAGCAUUGUCUACUGGAUGACCGGGCAGCCCCCCGAAGCGAUCCGCUUCCUGCUAUUCUCAGCCUUGGCCACCUUCACGACCUUGGUGGCCCAAUCGGUGGGUCUCUUCAUCGGAGCAGCAUCCAGCUCACCACAAGUGGCUACUUUUGUUGGUCCCGUUUCAGCGAUUCCAGUCCUUCUCCUUUCUGGCUUCUUUGUCAGUUUCAAGACAAUCCCAACCUACCUUCGGUGGAGCACCUACGUCUCCUACGUGAGGUACGGCUUUGAAGGCGUCAUCCUCACCAUCUACUCCAUGGACCGUGGAAAUCUGGACUGCAAAGACACUGACUGCCCAUUCCAGGACCCAGCCAAGAUCCUGAAGGAGUUGGAUGUGGAAGAAGCCAAACUGUACCUCGACUUUGCCAUCUUAGGGGUUUUCUUUUUCAUCAUCCGCCUUCUGGCUUACCUCACCCUCAAGUACAAGGUGAAGGCGGAAAGAUAAGAAGGGACACGGACCCAGUUCCUGCUGCUGAGGGACAGGCACAGUCAGCCAGGCAAUGCCCUUCCUAUCACUGCCCACAUGCCCCAAAGAGAACCUCUGCCGGCUGCCGGUCAAAGAGGGAGACGUUGGAGAGCUGGGGACCCCUUCAGCUUGGCCAAGGACUAAUGAAGGGUCUCAGAACUGUUUUAACCUAACUUCUUCAUGACAAAUGAGGCUUCCUCCCUCCCUUUCUUCCUCUCAU
This is a messenger RNA of Pseudonaja textilis, 1483 nucleotides long. The record is from RefSeq and is a predicted model, not a curated record. NCBI's taxonomy places the organism in Eukaryota, Metazoa, Chordata, Lepidosauria, Squamata, Elapidae.